This is a messenger RNA of Cyprinodon tularosa, 4846 nucleotides long. RefSeq names its product cadherin-22 (gene cdh22). Gene Ontology annotation, cellular component: catenin complex; plasma membrane; adherens junction. Gene Ontology annotation, biological process: calcium-dependent cell-cell adhesion; homophilic cell-cell adhesion; adherens junction organization. The transcript is spliced from 15 exons. Gene Ontology annotation, molecular function: calcium ion binding; cadherin binding. Bases 1329 to 3740 code for a protein of 803 amino acids. Lineage: Eukaryota; Metazoa; Chordata; Actinopteri; Cyprinodontiformes; Cyprinodontidae. The record is from RefSeq and is a predicted model, not a curated record.
AGCAGGUAUUUCCCUCUGUUCCCUAUCUUACCCUGCGCUUCUAGGAGCGGAGGCUCCAGAUGAGCUGCGCGGUGGCAGACAGCGCGCACAGAACUGCCUGUCCCUCUGAUUCCCCUGAUCUCCCAGGAAGUCGCAUAGGGUUGGAUGCCUGGGAGGAGCGAGAAGUUAACAUCACUCCCGUCCCGCUGCAGAGUGUCACUGCGCCCAGGGUUUGUUCUCCUCUAUUCCACCUAACAAAGACUUGACAGAGUGUUGGAGCAGGAGUAAUUCUGAAUGGCAAUGUAGAGGCAUACUGAAGGACCUGAGAGCCAUCACUCAGGCAGAGUGGCAGCAAGGUCAUUGGGCUAAGGAACGAAUUGCGAUGAGCAAACAUAAAAGGCCAGGUCUCCAUUUUCUGACAUUUCCAUGGAACAAUCGGAAAACCAUAAGGUGACAACUGGGACAGUUACUUGACAGAGCCUGACUGUCCUGCAAUGAAUCAAGGUUGCUUUCCUGCCUUGGGAUCACUGAUAGAGACAUUGUCAUGCAGAAAAUAAUUAUAUAGGACCUUUAAAGAAUGAGCUCCUCAAACCAGUGGAUUGUUCUGAAGGUCAAAGCCAUCCAAGAUCAAGCCCAAUUGCCAACAGUGAAAUCAGCUGGGCUUUUCAGAGUUCAAGAUUUUUGCUUCUGCAAGUAAAACCAGUUGGAGUUGUUCAAGGAAUUGAAUUGCAAAAAGGUUUCCUCUUCAAAAUAAAUUUAGUCGAGGAGUUUUUCCCAGACCUUUAAACUACCAUUGCAGUAUCAAACCCUUGCAUUGUGCUGAAUGGAUUUAAAAUGGCUGUAGGUGCUGUUGGAGACAGGAAAAUAAAGAAUGGAUGGAAAGGUUCAGAUGUAUUCUUCAAUAGCAAAUUGUUCCUUGCCCUUACCACUUUGUUUCCCCAUAGUCUCCCUACGGACCAGUGAGCCACUCUGGUCAAAUGUUUUGUUUCUGACAGCCUCAAGUAUUUUAAGGGUAUUUCUCUAUCUCUUUUUUACUGAUUCCAUUUUAAAGAAAUACAAGAAUCUCAGUAACAGAGAGCAAAUACUCUAAAGAAUCAACUUGACUGUCAAUAUGGUCAUACAAACUUACUUUCACUGGAUGCUAUAAAUCUAUUAUGCCCUACGACCUGCCCUGCAUUCAGCAGACAACUUUAGAUUGAUUUCUGAUCCCAUUGAUAAGCUUUCAAGUUCUUUCACUGAGACAUUUUGACUUUACCUGGUGGACUUCAACAAGUGAAAACCUGUGUGUCUACAUCUUUGAUUUUUCAUGUAGACACAAGACAGAUUUUUUUUUUUUUUUUUCCAACAACAUGGUUCCUUUUUGGACAGCAGGACCGUGGACACUAUUGGCAGCAUUAGGUCUUUUGAGCUGCUUUUGUUCUGUGUUGGCUGAGGCCUCAAGGACUAGUCCCACAAUCUCAACAGCGAGUAAACACCAAGAAGGACCCUCAUCACUUGAAAGAGUAAAGAGAGGAUGGGUGUGGAACCAGUUUUUUGUUGUGGAGGAGUACACAGGCACAGAGCCUCUAUAUGUCGGAAAGAUUCAUACAGACUCAGAUGAAGGCGAGGGCAAUAUCAAGUACACCAUCUCAGGAGAGGGAGCAGGCUCCAUCUUCAUCAUUGAUGAGUUUACAGGAGACAUACAUGCCACUGAGAAACUCGACCGAGAAGAAAAGGCUUUUUACACACUUCGAGCUCAAGCCAGAGAUCAUCGCACAAAUGACCCACUGGAACCAGAGUCUGAGUUUGUCAUCAAGGUCCAGGACAUCAAUGACAGUGAGCCCCAGUUCUUGGAAGGCCCCUACAUUGGCAGUGUGGCAGAACUGUCACCAAUAGGAACAUCUGUCAUGAAGGUUACUGCAUCAGAUGCUGAUGACCCUACAUAUGGUAGUAGUGCCAGAGUUGUGUACAGUGUACUUGAUGGAGAAAAGUUUUUCACCGUUGAUAGACAUACAGGAAUAAUCAUGACAGCAGUUGCGGAUUUAGACCGGGAGACACAGGAUCGUUAUGAGUUGGUUGUCAAGGCAACAGACAUGGCUGGCCAAAUGGGUGGUCUCUCAGGCUCCACCACGGUGACCAUAGUUAUCACAGACGUUAAUGACAACCCACCACGCUUUCCACAGAAGAUGUACCAGUUUUCGGUGUCAGAAGGGGCAGCUGUGGCGACACCGGUUGGAUGCGUCAUUGCUACAGAUGCAGACAUGGGAGACAACACAGAUAUGAGCUAUCUGAUCAAAGAGGGAGGAGAUCUUUUCAAGGUCACCACAGAUGUGGAGACACAGGAAGCUGUCGUCUCCAUUAAAAAGCCAUUGGACUUUGAGAGCAAGAGGACCCACAAUGUUGUCGUAGAGGCUGUAAAUAAACAUGUUGAUCCUCGCUUUGUUGACCUGGGAUCAUUCCGAGAUCAGACAAUUGUUCGGGUCAGUGUGUCGGAUAUUGAUGAGCCACCAAUCUUUCAACCGGCAGAAGGUGCUGUCAUGGAAGUCCAGGAAGAUGCUAAAGUCGGAUCACUCGUUGGUAUUGUCACAGCCAGGGAUCCAGAUGUGGCAAACAAACCUGUAAGGUUUUCUAUUGAUCCAACAUCAGACCAGGACAUGAUCUUCCACAUUGAUGCUGAUUCAGGUGCCAUUACAUUAGGAAAAAUUUUGGACCGAGAGACAGCAGGCUGGCACAACAUCACUGUGAAAGCUGUGGAAGCAGAUAACCACACAAUGGUUUCCUUCUCCACCAUCAGUAUUAGGAUCCUGGAUGUAAAUGAUAAUCCUCCUGAGCUUGCUACACCAUAUGAAGCCUCUAUAUGUGAAGAUGCGAAACCAGGACAGUUAAUUCACACCAUCAGUGUGGUGGAUAGAGAUGAACCACCAUCUGGACAUCGCUUUUUCUUCACGCUACCAUCUGAAGCUGCCAGUAGUCGUCAUUUCACUCUCUGGGAUGUCAAAGACAACACAGCUGGCAUCCGGACCCAGAAGUCAAGCUUUAACCGCCAUGAACAGAAUGUGUACUUCCUGCCCAUUCUCGUUGUUGACAGUGGACCUCCCUCCCUCAGCUCAACGGGGACCCUAACCAUCCAUGUUUGUGGCUGCGACACAGAGGGAGCUAUCCAGACCUGCAAUGCAACAGCCUAUGUAAUCAGUGCAGCUCUUAGCCCUGGGGCACUUAUAGCACUUCUGGUCUGCAUGCUCAUCCUCAUAGUUUUAGUCUUGCUGAUCCUCACUCUGAAACGCCACAGGAAAGGCCAAAGGAUAGCAGAGGAUGAGGAAGACAUGAGAGAUAACGUCAUCAAAUACAAUGACGAAGGCGGAGGCGAGCAGGACACUCAGGCAUAUGACAUGAGCGCUCUGAGGAACCUUUAUGACUUCCCAGAGGCCAAAAACUGUGACUCUGGUCCAGACAUCUGCUCGUUGCCACAAUGGAUACAGGCAAAUAGAGUGGGAGGGGCGGUGGAUGGCACUAUGGCAGCAGCAACAGACUUCUCUCUUUUCAAAGGCUACAUACGAAAAAAGGUGGAGCAGGCUGAUGCCGACCUGUCUGUGCCGCCAUAUGACUCAUUCCAGACAUAUGCCUUUGAGGGCACCAGUUCACCUGCACUUUCACUGAGUUCAAUCCACACACUGUCCACAACAUCUGAACUGGAUUUCUCCUACCUCAGCGACUGGGGGCCACGUUUUAGGCAACUUGCAGGCUACUAUGCUCCAGGAAAGACCGAGGAGGAAGCAUCCUAGCACAGUUUCUUAUUUACAGAAGGACAGUUAAACACUCCCUGUUCCCUUUUUUGUUUUUUCAGAAACUGACCCUCUUGCACUCACCUGAGUUAAUCAGAGUUAACCCUGUGUAGUUCUUUAAGUCAGAGUGCAGCCUCUUUAUCUCAUAUUGGUGAUCCUCAGAAGUAGACUUGGAGCUCUGAGAAAACAUGCUUUGCUGUGUUUUUCUAUACUUUUGUUUUUUAAUCUUCAAUUUGAGGUUGACAUGUGGGAAAACAUGGUGUUUACUCAUUUUUUGUUUGUAAAGGAAUAAUUUUCUGCUCCCAAACAUAAAAACCUUCAUUUAAAGCUAUGACACUACUGAGAGUUAAGAGGAUUGUUAUUACUUGGGCAGGACUCUUGGAAGUGCACUCUAUAUACACAUAUUUAAAGAAAGAAGAGUUCAUAUAUUUAUUCAUCUUUAUUUAUUUAUUUAUUCAUGCAGUGGUUAACAGCAAAAAUUUACUCUUAAUCUUGCAUACGAAUAAUGAGGAACAACUUUAAUAAAGGAUGAGAAGAAAAGACUUCAGUGCCAGAGUACUUCACAAAAUUCUGGUGUUGAAGUGGCAAGUGAGCCAUACAAAGAGUACACAGAGAAAAACAGUUUUGUAUGAAGUCCUACUGAGGAAGAAUGCAAAAAAGAAGAUGAAGUACAUUUUAGUCUGAUUAACCAUUCCUGUAUUUUGUGGUUUAUUUAAAAAAGGAAAACUUUGAAGGUCAGAUACUGCAACCAUGUGUGCAGCACCUAGGCACAAAACACUAUGGGGGUUCACAAAAAAAACAAAACAAAAUGACUGUUUUAUGAAGCUGGCUGUUGGUCAACUUUGUGACAAGAGCAGGCAAAUAUAUUACAUAUUUUUUGCAAGUAUGUAAAAUAUGUUUAUUUCAUUUUGUUUUCAAAUUUAUUAGCCAUUUAUCUUAUUUGUUCAUUGUUUGUUUCUUUGGGGAUGGGAAAAUGUGGUAAAUGGUGAUUGGAUCUCAUCCACGUAAUAUCCCUUCUUACUCCAUGUUUAGCUUACAUUGCAAAUGUAUCGAAAAUCAUAAAAAAGAGAGACCAAUAAAUAUUUAACUUUUUUGUAAAUCUUAAA